Messenger RNA from Anopheles stephensi (Asian malaria mosquito), 4577 nucleotides. RefSeq names its product purine nucleoside phosphorylase-like. Bases 264 to 1256 code for a protein of 330 amino acids. Gene Ontology annotation, biological process: nucleoside metabolic process. The transcript is spliced from 3 exons. Gene Ontology annotation, cellular component: cytoplasm. The record is from RefSeq and is a predicted model, not a curated record. NCBI's taxonomy places the organism in Eukaryota, Metazoa, Arthropoda, Insecta, Diptera, Culicidae. Gene Ontology annotation, molecular function: purine-nucleoside phosphorylase activity.
ACAGAUUGUCGCUGGACUGGAGCUGCCCUGGACGGUUGGUUCUGUUCCACCGUCAUUAUUCAGUCACUUGCAUUCGAUCGGGCACCGCGAACGGUGGUUUGUUCUGGCCGAGGAUCUACCUACGUGAGCGAACUUUAAACGAACUUCAACUGUGCUUCAAAGUGUUCAAGUCUGGCGUGUGUGUGUGUGUACAGUGAAGUUCUUUAUCGUUGUACUAUUAAGUGCUACAAACAAAGAAGUGUACUAUUUAAAUCAAAUUAGAGAUGAAUCGAGCUGCGACAGUUAAUGAAGUGUCCAACGGACAGCAGCAGCAGCCGAAUAAAACAAAGCCAUCUGGCAAGCGGAUCAACGGAUUGAGCAGCUCGGUGCAGGAUAUUGCUGGCUAUGGUAGCUUCGAGAUGGUGCAGGAAAUCGCCACUUAUCUGCUGGACCGCACGCGAAUCCGUCCCCAGUGCGGAAUCAUAUGCGGCUCGGGACUGGGCUGCCUGGCCGAACAGCUGACCGACGUGGAUAGCUUCGACUACGAGACGAUCCCGCACUUCCCCGUCUCGACCGUACCCGGACACGUGGGGCGGCUCGUGUUCGGUUAUCUGGCCGGCGUGCCCGUCCUUUGUAUGCAGGGCCGGUUCCACUACUACGAGGGAUACUCGCUGGCGAAGUGUUCCAUGCCGGUGCGUGUAAUGCGGCUGGUCGGUUGUACACAUCUGAUCGCUACCAAUGCGGCCGGUGCCAUCAACAACAACUUUCACGUCGGAGACAUUAUGCUCAUCAAGGAUCACAUCAAUCUGAUGGGUUUCGCGGGAAACUGUCCACUGCUCGGCCCGAACGAUGAUCGGUUUGGGCCACGGUUUCUUGGGAUGGCAAAAGCGUACGAUCCCGGCAUGUUGCAGGUAGCGAAAGAUACCGCCAAGCAUGUUCCCGGGCUGGGCAGUAUCUUACGGGAAGGAGUCUAUUGUUGUGUCGGUGGACCUAACUUCGAGACGGUGGCCGAGGGACGGUUGCUCUCGUUGCUCGGUGUUGAUGCGAUCGGGAUGUCAACCGUGCACGAGAUCAUCACGGCCCGGCACUGCGGCAUGACGUGCUUCGCCUUCAGCCUCAUCACCAACAUGUGCACGAUGAGCUACGAGGAGGAGGAAGAACACUGCCACGAAACGUUUGUGGACGUGGGGCGUCAGCUGGAGGGACGGAUCUGUGAGCUGGUUACGCGUGUUGUCGGCACCAUCCGAUCGGAGGCUAAUGGACGAAAGAAGGAAUAGUUCUACUACUAAGCCGCCAUGUUAUGUAUCACACCAAACGAAUAAAUCUACUACUACACCAUCGAUCGUUCCAUUUAACUACCAUUCGUGUUUGUUUGUUUAUUGUUGCCGUUUUUUUAUAUGGUUUUGCUUUCUUAUGUGUGUGUGUGGAUGAUGAUUUUUGAAUUAAUUUUAUCAUUGGGGGUUUACAAUGCACAUCAACUUUCGCUCCUGAUCAUCGCAAUGCGUAUCCAUGCCGUCCAUUUUGUUUUACGAGUAGUAUGUAUAUGCUUCCGUUUAUUUAUCUUCUUUACCCAUAUUAAUACUUAUGUGUUUUCAUGUUUAUCUGCUUUUCCUUUGUUUCGUUUUGAUGGAACCACUUCCCCACAAACUUCAAUCCUCCGGCACCAUCAACAUCAUCCGAUCCGAUCCGAUUGAGCAACGGUUGUACUUACGUUCACCGCCAUUUUCUUUUGGUUUCUACUGGUUUUCUUUAUAUCAUUUUAUAUAUUCGAUUCAUUUUGUGUGUACAAUCAUUUAGUUCCAUUUGGUUUGGUGCAUUUCCAUUGGCUAGGCGCUCGCUCGCUGCAAACUGCAGGGAACGAUUAGCACAGCUGACGAUGUUAGGCUUUUCUCAUUCGCAUUUGUUCUACUUCACGCGUUCAUGUAUGAUAAUUUUAACUUUCCUUUCUAGAGAUAGCGUAAUGGUAGAGAGUUGAAGUAAGAAAAGGGUAAAAAGGUGUGUUCAUGUGUUGGGUUUUUCUUAAAUUUCUUAAAAUGUGUACUUGAAAGAGGCAUCUUCCAAUUCGGCUCGUCGACUUUUGUUCCAUUGAUUAUAUUGGCCCUCCUCCCUUAAAUUCACUUAAUAUCAAAUGAGCAUUUUAUCUGUUUCUGUGUAGAUAUUGGUUCUGGGAUAUUUUCAUUGCCUUUCCAGCUUCUUUUUUUUUUCUUCAAAAAACAAACACGUGGGAAGAUCUCAUACAAUGUGUGUGUGUGUGGUUCUGCUGCUGUGGAGCAAAAAUGUGUGUUCAAAACGGACAACUCCGACGUACAAAAAUUGGACAACUUGGUUUUUGAGGGGUUUAUCAUUUGGUUUGCUUUUGCAUCUCUCGUUCUGUUUCGAUUCGACAUCUAAUAGUUGUAUCGGUUCCGCUGGCUUCCCUAUUUCGGUUGCCAUCCCUGUCGAGCCCGACGAAGUGUUGCUUCUGUAUGGGUGUAGUUUAUCAUCAUGGUAUGUUUAAAUUUUGGCGGUGGAUUUAAAGUUCUACAUUUUAUAAGAAUUUGUUCUUUGACUUUUUCGCAUAAUUUGUUCACUUAUAAAUGACCACGGAUGAACGUUGCGUCAGCCUUUGCUUCACCUAUCAGGGACGCGAAAUCGUAACGGAUUGCAGCCCGUACUUUGCAUUCUAAACAUGUCAACCACGUUCGAACUGGAGCUGCACAAUCGUCCAGAGUCCAUCGGCAAACGUCCACCAGUCUAAUUGAUGAUACGCAAAAUAAAGCUUCAUCGCACGGGCGGCAAAAUUAUGCUAAGGCCGUUCACAAGCACUGUUCCCUGUGUGACGCUAUGCAACACAAUGCCUGUCAUAACUGUGGCCAUGUCAGCGUGUGGCACACGACUGUUUACAAACGGCGGCAGAUUAUUUUCCUAAUCAACGAUUCGACCGCCGAUCGACAUCCGCCGCAGGUCAGCACUGAUUCGUCAGCGGCAUCAACCGGCAGACGGCAUGGGAUGGAUGGAUGUCCGGUAUACCAUCCCUAAAGGUCAGACGCGUAACAAUUAAAUCACUGUGAGGUUUUGUUGAACUAACAGGAGCAACAACAACACAAAAAAUACAGCAACGAAAAAAAAGGUGAUGCUGAACGCUAAAAGCCAACACCACAUCUGCCCGGAACAAUAUGUCGAAAGGUUAAUGGCGGCGCGAUUCGAUAGGCCGGGCCCCCUUCGCAAUAUGGCAACAGAUGGCGGGGGGGAAAACUGCCACACCACGCGCUAUCAGCUCGUAAAAUGCUACCCUCAUUGCGCAAUUUGCCAUUCGAAUGAUGUCACAAAGGAAUGUGUACUACCGUCCGUAUAGUACCGUGCAAGAACAUAGAAAACUGGGAAGAAAAUUAAUAAAUCGAAAGAAGAAUAAAGUAAAAGUUUGAAAUUUGUUUAAAAAAUAUAAAGCAAAUAAAGAAGAAAGUAAAACAACGAAAAAAAAAACAAAACACCAUUCGACUGUCACAAUUUAUUGUGUGAUCUCCCUAUAUCCUCUUCCGCUUCCUUUAUCUCUUUCUUUCUCUCUCUCUCUUUUCGUUCACCCGUUUGCAACAACUUCGGAUUGUUGUUGCCGCAAACGGAUCGAGAAUCUUCUAUACCUAAUGCUUAAUAUACCAUAUGCUUGUGUGUGUGAGUGUCUGUGAGUGUUUCGACGCGUGGCCAUCGUCGUCGUCCUGUUACUUACACUGAGGAUUUGCAAAUAAAGCUAUCCGCUUUAGCUACCAUUUUGUUUGAUUUCCACCUAUUCUAAUUCACUACAACGAUGUGUAAGUGCAUUUUUGUUGCACCUGGAGGGUAGUAAAGAGGGAGUUGGUGGUGGUGGUGGUAGAGUGCCUGACGGGGAGGAGUUUUGGUUUAAAUCGGUGCUGCACAAUACAACGGUGUCCACCAUAUUUUAUGGGAUUAAUUCUUAUGACACACGCACACACACUCACUCACCAUGCACGCAAGUCGCGUGUUUGUCGGUUUUGGAGUUUCUGUUCUAUCAAUAAUGAUUACAUCACACACACACCCUCUCGCGUUCGUCACAAUUGUUGCACUAUCGUUUACCUGCUUGAGAUACCGCCAUUGUUGCCUGUUUUAUCGCUGAAUAGUUCACUCACUCUUGUUGUUGUAUGGAUCCGGAUUACUAACAGCUCACCAAUACAAAAUGGCUUCCAUUUAACACGACAAACAUGCGACCAUUCGGCCUUCCCGGAGCAGCCAGAAAGAGUUGGCCUGGCAAAUUGCUUUACUUUAAAGAUACUUUUGAUCAUAGCUACCGUUGUGAUUAAUUUUUAGUGUUUUUUUUUGUUCUAGAACCGUUGCUUAGCUUAGCAUGCUUUGAGUCUUUGCACAGAAUGUGGUUUACUCUUUCGCUCUUUCUAUCUCUCUUCUCUUUGCUCUCUCAGUAACGCGCCGAGGAACAAUCGCAUUUAACAUGCAAAAUUAUCAAUUUUAAAUAAAUAAAUUAUAGAAAACACACUCAAACACACACGCAAAAAAAAAACGCCAACCUAUCAUACGUAAUUAUAAUUAAAACGAAUGCUUAAAUAAGAAAACACUGCACACGUCUUUAACACAGCAAAAAGAGGGCAAAA